GUAGUUGCACCUCGCACAAGGCAUCCGUGAUGCCAUGAUGUACCAGACUCAGUUUAACUUUAUUUUCCAGAUGUCGAAUUCUCAUUGGCUAAUAGCAACACCUCCACAAUGCACUUCAAUUUCCUACCAAAUAUUUUCCCCUACUUUUGUUUGCACUUUAAAAAAUGAAAUAAAAGCCCUCUCUCUCUCUUUCUCUCUCUCUCUCUCUCUCUCCAGAAAACUCAACACAUAGUCAGAUACUCUACAGAAUAUCUUCAUUCCAACACCAUAGAAGAAGGCCCAAAAAAAAUAAACGAUUAAAUGUGUAUUAUUACGAGCUAAAUUGUUUUAAUCUUCGGAUUUGUGGAGAAAUCAGAUAGUUUGGAAUUAAUCAGGUGUUUCAUUUCCAUAUUUGUGUGCAUGUCUGUUUGUAUAUAGAACAGUGGCUGCACCUCUAAUUGUGAACUUUUCUUGAAUUUGAAAUUUGGAAGAGGAUGGCUUCUUCUGAAGUAAUAUAAAAUUUAAGGUGAUGGUGUGGCAAUUGGGGAUAAUUUAGGGGUGGGGGUGGGGGAGAGUGAACAUGAGUUCCGGUGGUAAGAGUCGAGGGAAAAAAGAUGAGUCGGAGCAUGACAAGUCUGGGAAGACAUCAGUUGAAGGAGUUUCGUCGAAAGAUUCAAUCACUGCACCGAUGGAUUUGUGCAUUGAUGAGAGAGUGCUUGUUGAUCCUAAAUCCAUUUUUAUUGGGUCUAAAAUUGGCGAGGGAGCUCAUGGAAAAGUUUAUCAAGGAAGGUAUGGCGACCGAAUUGUUGCCAUUAAAGUUCUUACAUGUGGUAAUACAUCAGAAGAAAGAACUGUCCUUGAGGGUCGUUUUGUUAGGGAAGUCGCAAUGAUGUCUAGAGUAAAGCACGACAAUCUAGUGAAGUUUAUCGGAGCUUGUAAAGAUCCUUUAAUGGUGAUAGUUACUGAGUUGUUGCAUGGGAUGUCACUUCGGAAGUAUCUAAGUAGCAUUCGUCCUAAUCAGCUCGAUCUGCCUGUGGCAUUAGAUUUUGCACUUGACAUUGCUCGGGCCAUGGAUUGUUUACAUGCAAAUGGGAUUAUACAUAGAGACUUAAAACCGGACAACUUGCUGCUUACGGCGAAUCAGAAGUCAGUGAAACUUGCAGAUUUUGGUCUUGCCAGAGAAGAAUCUGUCACUGAAAUGAUGACUGCAGAAACCGGCACGUAUCGCUGGAUGGCUCCUGAGUUAUACAGUACAGUGACUCUUCGUCAGGGAGAAAAGAAGCACUACAACAACAAAGUCGAUGUUUACAGCUUCGGCAUUGUACUCUGGGAAUUACUUACAAAUCGCAUGCCGUUUGAGGGAAUGUCAAAUUUGCAGGCUGCUUAUGCUGCUGCUUUUAAGCAAGAGAGGCCUAUUAUUCCGGAAGAAACUCCGCCAGAACUUGCUUAUAUAAUUCAAUCAUGUUGGGUUGAAGAACCGAACAUGCGGCCCAGCUUCAGCCAGAUCAUUCGCAUGCUCAACGAAUUUAUACUUACUCUCAAACCGUCUUCUUUGCCAGAAGAAACCAACUCGUCCGAGGCGGAAUUGACUAAAAACGGUGCUAUUAUAGAGUUUUCAACACGUGCUAAAGGGAAAUUUGCUUUCCUUCGCCAACUUUUUGCUACAAAGAAGGCCAUAAUAAACUCCUAGUCUUUUUUUUUUUGGGUCCCAAUUGUGAAAUUGUGGAGAUCAGUGAUAUAUAUAUAGUAGGUUUUACAUGUUUGAGCAUUGGGAAAAUUCAUAAAAUCAACUAGUAAAAAUCGACCUCAUGGAUUUGUUGUACUUGACAAUAUUUUCUCUUCUGCAGAAUCUUUUAUGUAAAUGCGGCAGGUUACAUUUGUUUUCC
Erythranthe guttata (spotted monkey flower) is the source of this 1865-nucleotide messenger RNA. The record is from RefSeq and is a predicted model, not a curated record. Lineage: Eukaryota; Viridiplantae; Streptophyta; Magnoliopsida; Lamiales; Phrymaceae.